CUUUGUACUUCACUGGGUCUGGGUUGGUGGUGACUGGCUGGGUGGGUCCAGAACUGGCUGCCAUCCUGACACGUCUCAGAGCUGCAAGCAGGUACUGCCAGUCAGCCACCAUGGCCUCUCGGCUUCUGGGGCUGGCAGAAGAGUCUGGCCCAAGUCCCGGGGAGUCUGAAUUGGCUGUGAACCCCUUUGAUGGGCUCCCAUUCUCUUCCCGCUACUACGAGCUGCUUGAGCAGCGCCGGGCCUUACCCAUCUGGGCUUCUCGCUUUAUCUUCAUGGAGCAAUUGGAGAGUAGCCCCUCUGGAGUGGUGCUGAUGUCUGGAGAGCCUGGCUCUGGCAAGAGCACCCAGAUCCCUCAGUGGUGUGCAGAGUUUGCAUUGGCCAGGGGGUUCCAGGAAGGCCAAGUAACUGUCACUCAGCCCUACCCUCUGGCCGCCCAGAGCCUGGCCCUGCGGGUUGCCGAUGAGAUGGACCUAACCCUGGGUCAUGAGGUUGGAUACAGCAUUCCCCAGGAGGACUGCACUGGGCCGGACACCCUGCUCAGGUUUUGCUGGGACAGGCUGCUUCUACAGGAGGUGGCCUCAACCCGAGGCACAGGAGCCUGGGGCGUGCUGGUGCUGGAUGAGGUGCAGGAGCGGUCAGUGGCCUCGGAUUUGCUCCAGGGGCUACUUCGAAAUGCCAGGCUGGGAAACCUUCCAGGGGACUCGAGAGUGGUUGUGGUUACUGACCCUGCCCUUGAACCUAAGCUCCAAGCCUUCUGGGGCAAUCCUCCUAUUGUGCGUGUACCCAGAGGGCCUGGUGCGUGUCCCACUCCUGUAUACAAGGACGCUGUCCCUACUGAUCGAGUGGAAGCUGCCUGCCAAGCUGUGCUUGAAUUGUGUACGAAGGAGACUCCAGGAGAUGUGCUAGUAUACCUGCCCAGUGAGGAGGAAAUUUUGCUGUGCUGUGAAUCCUUGUCCAGGGAGAUUGAGCCCUUGGCUCUCAGAGGUCCUCCACCACGAGUCCUGCCCCUUCACCCAGGACAUGGUCCAGCCAUCCAGGCUGCAUAUGAGGACACAGACUUGGGUGCCAGAAAGGUUGUGGUCACUCACUGGCUGGCUGACUUCUCCUUCUCCCUCCCUUCCAUCCGACAUGUCAUUGACUCAGGACUGGAGCUUCGAAGUGUGUACAAUCCUCAGAUCCGAGCAGAAUCCCAAGUGUUGAGACCAAUCAGCAAGUGUCAGGCAGAGGCGAGAAGACUUCGGGCAAGAGGGGUCCCUCCAGGAUCCUGCCUCUGCCUGUAUCCUAAGUCCUUCCUAGAACUAGAGGCGCCUCCACUGCCCCCACCCAGGGUGUGUGAGGAGAAUCUGAGCCCCCUGGUGUUACUAUUAAAGAGGAGACAGAUUGCAGAGCCAGGGGAAUGUCACUUCCUGGACCGGCCUGCUCCAGAAGCACUGAUGCAGGCCCUAGAAGACUUAGACUAUCUGGCAGCUCUGGAUGAUGAAGGGAACCUGUCAGACCUGGGAAUCAUCCUAUCAGAGUUCCCCCUGCCCCCUGAGCUGGCCAAAGCCCUGCUGGCCUCCUGCGAGUUUGACUGUGUGGAUGAGAUGCUCACCCUCGCUGCCAUGCUCACUGCUGCCCCUGGGUUCACCCAUCCUCCACACUGUGCGGAAGAAGCUGCCUUGCGCCGAGCCCUGGAACACACAGAUGGGGACCACAGUUCUUUGAUCCAAGUGUAUGAAGCCUUUAUACAGAGUGGAGCGGACAAGGCUUGGUGCCAGGCUCGGGGGCUAAACUGGGCAGCAUUGUGCCAAGCCCGAAAACUUCGAGGUGAACUCCUAGAACUCAUGCAACGAAUUGAACUUCCCUUGUCCCAGCCAGCCUUUGGCUCUGAGCAGAAUCGCAGAGACCUUCAGAAAGCACUGGUGUCAGGAUACUUCCUUAAGGUGGCCCGAGACACAGAUGGGACUGGAAAUUACCUGCUCCUAACACAUAAGCAUGUGGCCCAGCUCUCCCCAUACUGCUGUUACCGAAGCCGCCGGGCUCCAGCUAGACCUCCACCAUGGGUGCUUUACCACAAUUUCUCCAUUUCCAAAGACAACUGCCUUUCCAUUGUUUCUGAGAUUCAACCACAAAUGCUGGUGGAGUUGGCCCCUCCAUACUUCCUUAGUAACUUGCCUCCCAGUGAGAGCAGAGACCUCUUGAACCAGCUGAGAGAAGAAAUGGCAGAUUCUUCAAUAGAGAGUGAAUCCCCCUCCACCCAAGAGUUUGGAGAUGCCUGUGUCCUGCAGUGAUCUGCCUAAGGAACAGAACUGAACUCAUCUCAAGGCAUUAGACCCUCCCUCAGGCUAGCACCAAGGCAGCCAGAUUUAGAAGACCAAAGGUUAGGGUCAAAUGUAAAUCCUGGGACCUGAGACUCAAGAAGUGGUGGACCAAGAGUGGAGGGAAUUGGGUAAGCCACAGUAUACAUAAGGUUGGACCCUUUCCUUAGCCUUCUUCUAUUUAUUGGAGAGUGACUGACAUGUCACCACCAAGCCCCCAACUUAUGCCAAACCCGCCUUUUGUGCUUUGUUUUGUCUGAUAAAAGUUAUUUCUCUAUA
This is a messenger RNA of Suricata suricatta (meerkat), 2576 nucleotides long. It is a transcript of the gene DQX1, whose product is annotated as DEAQ-box RNA dependent ATPase 1. NCBI's taxonomy places the organism in Eukaryota, Metazoa, Chordata, Mammalia, Carnivora, Herpestidae. The transcript is spliced from 12 exons. Bases 111 to 2270 code for a protein of 719 amino acids. Gene Ontology annotation, cellular component: intracellular anatomical structure; spliceosomal complex. Gene Ontology annotation, molecular function: RNA binding. The record is from RefSeq and is a predicted model, not a curated record.